Molecule: messenger RNA, 337 nt
Organism: Ambispora gerdemannii
Lineage: Eukaryota; Fungi; Glomeromycota; Glomeromycetes; Archaeosporales; Ambisporaceae
Source: the annotation of a GenBank genome assembly
AUGGCGAAAGGGGAACUUCACGUGCGCAUUCUUGAAGGACGAAAUGUCAAAGAUGGAGAUAUUACAGGCAGAGGAGACCCUUUUGUUGAAUUUUGGUUAGACAGAUGGCAUAAGCAACGAACAGAAUCACGAUUUAAUACGAGGACGCCUGUAUGGCUUGAAGAACGAACUUUUUUAGUAGAUGGACAGAAGAGUCUUCAUCUUCGUCUUAUUGAUAAAGACCUAAUAAUUGAUGACAAGCUCGGUGAAACAAAAAUCCCAUUAAAGCCCGUCUACGAACAGUUUUACCAAGAUUUGUGGGUGCAUGUAAGUCCACCAGGGAAACAUGAAAGUACCG